This is a messenger RNA of Folsomia candida, 2928 nucleotides long. RefSeq names its product probable serine/threonine-protein kinase DDB_G0272282. The coding region runs from base 564 to 2603 and encodes 679 amino acids. Gene Ontology annotation, cellular component: nucleus. Gene Ontology annotation, biological process: regulation of DNA-templated transcription. Gene Ontology annotation, molecular function: ATP binding; RNA polymerase II cis-regulatory region sequence-specific DNA binding; DNA-binding transcription factor activity, RNA polymerase II-specific. Lineage: Eukaryota; Metazoa; Arthropoda; Collembola; Entomobryomorpha; Isotomidae. The record is from RefSeq and is a predicted model, not a curated record. The transcript has 7 exons.
AGCCCAAGAAAAACCAAACCAAAAAUCCAUCUUUUCAGUCAACCGCACACACAAGCAAAACCACCACGGCCACGGGGAGACGGAUACCGAACAAGGCACACCGUACGGUUAACAGACAACUUAACUUUCUCCAAAAUAAGAUAAGAUAGGAUAAGACACUCUUUAACUAACUGAGUGGGAGUGGCAGGUUAAAUAAACGGCUAAAAUUGAGGGAAAGUCGAGGUGAAAGGAAAAAAGUUGAGAUUUCUUUUCUCUCCGAUUUGAGAGGAGGCAAAUUGAGACUACUUUUUGUGUGACUGAAAAAAAACUUUUAAAAUUUUUAAGAGCAAAAAACUCGGAACAGCGCCAAUUUUUAAAAAAGAAAGCGGAAUAAAUAAUAAGAAAAGUGUGAAAAUUGUAUGAUUCAAAAAUUAAAGGAAUCUAAAACGUGAGGCAAGUUGAGAUGUGUUGAACACUAAUGUGAUCUCAAAUAAGAGGCAGUUUGAGACUUUACAAAUAUUCAUCAGCAGAGUUCUAUCUACGGUAUCUUGUCUCGUCCAAAGUAUCGUCACAAUUCUUAAAAAAUGGUUGGCGUCGGAGCUACUGCAUUUUUCCCGUUUCCGUUACCGCCGUUGAUGACGGAAAGGCUGCUCAAUGAGAUGAUAACGGAAGCCCCAGGGGGAGAAAUGGUCCGAACGGGUGCCCCAAAUCUGAUCUGCACCGUCCUCCCGUCUCACUGGAGGUCCAACAAGACGCUUCCGAUCGCUUUCAAGGUUAUUUGUCUCAACGACGUCAUGGACGGGACCCUGGUCACCGUUCGGGCCGGAAACGAUGAAAAUUUCUGUGGUGAAUUACGCAAUGCGACGGCCAUCAUGAAAAAUCAGAUCGCAAAAUUCAACGAUCUCCGCUUCGUGGGAAGAUCUGGUCGUGGUAAGUGGAAAAGUUUUUCUCUCACGAUUACCGUCGGCUCAUCCCCAGCACAGGUGACGACGUACAACAAGGCGAUAAAAGUCACGGUGGAUGGACCAAGAGAGCCAAGAUCCAAAUCCCAUUGCUUUGUAGGUCAUGGUGGCCCAUUUCCGCCCUUCGGUUUCGGACCCAGACCACUCCUCCCGCCAAACUUCCAAAUUGACCCCAUGAGGCCGCACGACUCCUUCAAACUUCCUCUUGGUCUUUCCCCUCACGACUGGCCGCUUGCUCUACGUGCCGCCGCCGCCGCGAGUGGGGGUGGCCCCGGUGGAAACGGUGGUUAUCCAUCCUACCUCCAAUCACUGGCUGCACAUCACCACCACCACCAAAAUCAGAACCACACCCACAACCAUGACCCCAGCGGUGGUGGUGGGGGGAGUAGUGGACCCCCCUCUUCCUCCCUGACAUCACCCCUCCUCCCACCCUCGCCCCAGCAGCAACAAUCCCAAUCACACGACCCCCUCUUGUCCUCCGUGGCGCUGUUAAGCAGCGGAAGCCGGUCUGGAUCUGGUCACACCGUAACGACGCCAACUUCCAGUGGGAGCCAUAUUUUAGCGGCACUUUCAAACAAUAACAACAACAAUAAUAAUAACAACAAUGGGAUGAGUAAUAAAAGGUCGCCACCGCUGCUGAAAGUGAGUCCGGUACACCCACUUCAUAAGGGAAAUAAGGGAGGAGGGAGAGAGGAUGGGUCGAGGUCGCCAAGACUGACACCGGGACAAAUCGGGUUUCGUCCGACGGGUGUCUCCCUCUCCUCCUCGGACUCUCUCAUGUCAACCUUUGACCUGGCCAGCAAGCAGCAAUCCCAGCAACACCACCCUCUCGUAAACCUGCCCUGGCCUGGAUUCCCGUCCGGAGGGCCGGGUAACAUCCCCGUCUCCAUUUCCGGUGGGGGCCUACCCCUCCUCCCGCACCCACUUUUGUACUCCCACCUCUGCAACAAUGCCUGGAUGUCGUCCGAAAUUCAUAACGUCAUGACCAAACUGCAACUUCAACAUCAGCAGCAUCAACUCCAAUUGCAAGCCCAGCAACAAGGUCACACCCACGAUCAUGGUCAAGGUCAAGGUCAAGGUCGCGCCCUCAGCAGCAGUGGGGGCACGACGGCGAGCAGGUCACCGUCUCCGUCCUCGAUAUCGUCCGAGGUCAAGAUUUGUGUGGGAAGUCCGAAAUCAAGCAGUCUCAUUUUACCCGCUUCUCCCACUCCGACACACAGUUCGGGUAUCGCGAUUUCCGCAAUUUUAGGCACAAAGCAGCGAAAUCAGAGGAAUCAUUUGAUCAAUGAGUUGCGUAGGGGGAGGAGUAGGUCGAGAUCGAGGUCGAGGUCAAGGUCAAGGUCGAGGUCGAGAUCAAGGUCAAGAUCCAGGUCAAGAUCGUUAAGCAAAAGCCCGACAAUUUUCCCCGGGGUGAAAUUCGGUAUUGGCGGAUUUCCUCUGUUUUCCUCGAGAAAUCUGGGUAAAUCUGAUGUCAACGAUAACCAUGAUAGUUUUAGGUCGUUAUCUAAUAAUUCGAGUGCUAUCAACAGUCUUAGUCCACUAAUUAAUAAUAAUAAUAAUAAUAAUAAUUCCACUAAAAAGGGUAGUAGUAAAGGAAUCUCGUCAACUUCCGGUGGUGGUGGUGACCAAUCGAGCAAGUCGGAAGUGUGGAGACCGUAUUAAAAAAUUCUUAAAUUUCUGAACAUUUUUUACACGAGCUUUGAGCAAAAAUCAACCAAAAAUUAAAACUUUUAUACGUAACACGAUCGUUAAUUAUGAAAAUACUUACAUAAAUACGUGAUAUUUGACAAAUUGUGAACCCAGUUUCGUAUACAUUCGUCCUUUUAGGGUAGACAUGUAAGAUUUCGUUUAGUAAAUAUUUACCUUUUAAUUAUUGGUGUAAUGUAGCAAUUAAUUCCUAAAUAUAAUAAUUUGUAUCACUUAAAUGUCAAAUACGCAUUUAAAUCAUGUCACUAUUGAAUAAAAGUAUACAGAUUUGUAUGUGGCA